CCGGGGCAAGUUGACGACCGGGGCAAGACGACGAAUGGUUAGUUUCUCAAAUUAGUUGCUAGGUAGUAGCACCGGUCGAAUGUCAGUAGCGCUCCACACGGAUGGCCUCUGAAAUAACUGGCAGUGAAGACAAGUUCGCCAUUGUGUGUGUUGUUACAGCGGCUUGUUGUUUUUGGAGUGCGUUUUUGUAACUUUCGGCCUUUGCAUCGUAAGGUUUAUUGAAUACGCAGGUAAGAUAUGUUAAUUUUCAAUAUUACCUAUAUUUACCUUAUGUAUUAGGCUACUCAUAAAUACCAUGUUUGUUUAUAUUUAUCUUAAACUUAAUGCCAAUAAAAUUUACCUACUCUAUUACGGCCGCUCGGGGCAAGAUGACGUGGGGCAAGAUGGCGUGUUCGUCAUCUUGCCCCGGUUAAUUUUACUGGUGCAAAGCUGAAACUUUUAAGAAGUAUGGUUAUGCAUACAAUUUUGAUUUAAGUAAACUAAUAACUGACGACACUGUGAGACUUAACCACUUAUUUAAAAAAAAUUUAAUCUACACUUUUGUUUAACAAUUUUACUUUAGAAUUGAAUUUUUAUUAAUUUAAUAUGCGGGUACAGAUUUUUAGUUUUACUUUGGUUCCAGAGAUGGUGAGAAACUACAAAAAGACUUCCUCUAGAGGAGAGUGGGAAAAAACCAACAUGGAUACUGCUUUCACAGAGGUCAAGGAGGGAAGAAUGACUUGCUUGGGAGCAGCGAGAACUUACAAUGUUCCAGAGGCAACACUUCGACGCCGACUGAAAAAGAACGUUUCGGAUAUGCCUGUCCAUGGAGGAAGAUAUAGAGAAGUAUUCAAUGAAGAGCAGCUCCAAGAUUUACACAACUAUUUGACGGUAAUGGACCAAAUGUUUUUUGGAAUGACCAAGUUGCAGUGCAGAAAACUCGUUUUUGAAUACGCAGAACACUUAGGGAUUUCUCAUCCGUUUAAUAAAGAAACUAAAAUGGCUGGUGAGGAUUGGCUGGCUACCUUUAUGAAAAAACACAACUUUAGUAUGCGUAAGCCAGAAGCAACAUCUGUUGCAAGAGCAAUGGGUUUCAACAAACCUAGUGUUGAUAAAUUUUUCUCCAUUUUGAAGGAAGUGCGAGAAAAACACAAUUUUCCCGCUGCUAAUAUCUACAAUGCAGAUGAAUCAGGACUAUCUACUGUGCCCAAUAAAUUACCUAAGGUAAUUUCACCAAAAGGAAGUAGAAGAGUUUCUAAAGUUGUGUCUGGGGAGAGAGGCAGGAACGUCACUAUUAUUUGUUGCAUCAAUGCUACGGGAACUUACCUACCCCCUUUUUUGGUAUUUGCCAGAAAGCGAAUGCGACCUGAACUCAUGGAAAGAGCUCCACCAGGUAGUGUGGGCCACUGCAGCGAUAAUGGCUGGAGCAACGGAGAGUUGUUCGUAAAGUUUUUGAACCACUUUAUCCUCAAUGCAAAACCCACAGUUGAUUCUCCUAUCCUGCUACUUGUCGAUAAUCACAGAACCCACAUAACCCUAGAGGCAAUCAACUUAUGCAGAGAUAACCAUAUUGUUAUGGUUGGAUUUCCUCCUCAUACAACACACCGUCUUCAGCCCUUGGACGUUUCAUUCUUUGGUUCGCUGAAAACCUUUUACAGUCAAGCUUGUGACAACUUCAUGGUCAAUAAUCCAGGACAGACCAUCAGUGACUUUAAAAUUGGUGAGCUUUUGACCAUUGCUUAUUUCAAGGCUGCAACUGUUGGCAAUGCCGUUAGUGGGUUCAGGUCCACAGGAAUAGAACCUUAUAAUCCACUUGUAUUCGACGAACAUGACUUUGCUGCAUCACAAACAACUGAUCAGAACCUGGAUGUAGGCCUAGACCCUAGCUAUAAUGAAGAUGAAAAUCCUACUAUCCAAUCAACAACAUCAAAUACAACAGAAACUCCAGGUGAACCUGAAGAAGAAACCAUUGAGCUGAGUGAACGCCAAGAAACAGUAGGCCUAGUAGACUGUGCCCCAAUCCCGGUAAAGAAGAAUACAAGUGUCUUCGACUUUAAGCCUUUACCUAAAGGUAAACCAAAGGAUAAGAAAAGAAAAGUUCAGAAGUUAAGUUCUAGUAUUAUAACAAGCACGCCAGUAAAAAUGUGUUUGGAAGUAAAGCAAGAAAUGAAGGAUGAAAAAGAGCGCUUAAAAAAGAAAAGAGAAGAGCUUCGAGCUUCAAAGGUUUCAAAGAAACUCAAGUUUGGACCCUACAAAAAACGUCCUAGGUGUAUGAACACAGCUUCUACUUCAAAAGGCAGUGAAGUUAGAUGUCCUGGGUGUGAAGAAAAAUACUCCGAUCCUCCAGUUGAAGAGUGGAUCCAGUGUUCCAAGUGCAGUGAAUGGUGGCACGAGAAUUGUACAAGCUACGAAGGUGGGGAAUUUGUUUGUGACUACUGCUAGUUUGUCAGUUUUUGUACAUAAAUAAAAAUGACUAGCAGCCUU
Molecule: messenger RNA, 2463 nt
Organism: Homalodisca vitripennis (glassy-winged sharpshooter)
Lineage: Eukaryota; Metazoa; Arthropoda; Insecta; Hemiptera; Cicadellidae
Exons: 2
Coding region: 586-2421 (611 amino acids)
Cellular component (GO): nucleus
Molecular function (GO): DNA binding
Source: RefSeq, a predicted model, not a curated record